Molecule: messenger RNA, 5389 nt
Organism: Tarenaya hassleriana
Lineage: Eukaryota; Viridiplantae; Streptophyta; Magnoliopsida; Brassicales; Cleomaceae
Product: brefeldin A-inhibited guanine nucleotide-exchange protein 1
Exons: 11
Coding region: 62-5170 (1702 amino acids)
Biological process (GO): regulation of ARF protein signal transduction
Cellular component (GO): trans-Golgi network
Molecular function (GO): guanyl-nucleotide exchange factor activity
Source: RefSeq, a predicted model, not a curated record
CUCCCCCCCCCCUGUGAAUUGAAUAGGAAAAUGUGCUGUUAGAUAGAGAGAUCGGUGGUCGAUGUCGUCGUCGCAGAGCCUGGGCGGCGCCACCAGGUGCGGGCGCGUGAUAGGGCCAUCGCUGGACAAGAUCAUCAAGAACGCGGCCUGGCGCAAGCACACCUUCCUCGUCUCCGCCUGCAAAUCCGUCCUCGACAAGCUCGAAUCUCUCUCCGACUCUCCCGAUCCCUCCUCCCCUCUCUCCGGUCUCUCCUCCUCCGACGCAGAUUCCGUCCUCCAGCCUCUCCUCGUCUCCCUCGACACCUCCUACCCCAAGGUUCUCGAGCCUGCUCUCGACUGCUCCUUCAAGCUCUUCUCUCUCUCCCUCCUCCGCGGUGAGAUCCAUUCCUCGAAUCCUGAUUCCCUUCUCUUCAAGCUCAUCCACUCCGUCUGCAAGGUCUGCUCCAUUGGCGAUGAGUCCAUCGAGCUCUCCGUUCUUCGCGUCCUCCUCGCCGCCGUCAGAUCCUCCUCCGUCCUCAUCCGCGGCGACUGUUUGCUCAAUCUCGUCCGGACUUGCUACAAUGUCUACCUCGGCGGCUUCAGCGGCACCAACCAGAUCUGCGCUAAAUCUGUUCUCGCUCAAAUCAUGCUCAUCGUCUUCGCCAGAUCCGAAGCGAAUUCUCUGGAUGUUUCUGUCAAGACGGUUUCCGUCAACGACUUGCUCGCCAUCACGGACAAGAACGUCAACGAAGGCAACUCCGUCCAUAUUUGCCAAGGUUUCAUCAACGACGUCAUGUCCGCCGGCGAAGCAGCUCCUCCUCCUCCCGAUUUCAGGCUCGUCUUGCAUGAUAGUGCUCCUGAACCACCGGAUGAUGAAGAUCCCUCUGCUAUGCCUGUAGAAUCCCGCAGUGGGACAAGCCCUGAGGAUGGUGCCACAAGUAAGAUUCGGGAAGAUGGAUUCCUUCUCUUCAAAAAUCUCUGUAAGUUGUCUAUGAAGUUCUCUUCUCAAGAGAAUACUGAUGAUCAGAUUCUCGUGAGAGGUAAGACUUUGUCUCUGGAACUCCUCAAAGUCAUCAUCGAUAAUGGUGGCCCUAUAUGGCGCUCUGACGAACGGUUUCUGAAUGCUAUCAAGCAGUAUCUUUGCUUAUCGCUGCUAAAGAACAGUGCUUUGUCUGUUAUGUCUAUUUUCCAACUUCAAUGUGCUAUCUUCGCCAGCUUAUUGACAAAAUUCAGAUCGGGUUUGAAAUCAGAAAUUGGCAUAUUCUUCCCAAUGCUUAUCCUCCGGGUCCUUGAAAAUGUUCUUCAGCCAAGUUUCUUGCAGAAAAUGACUGUCCUUAACGUACUCAACAAUAUCUCUACAGAUCCACAGCUAAUCGUUGAUAUAUUUGUGAACUUCGACUGUGAUGUGGAGUCGCCAAACAUCUUUGAAAGGAUUGUCAACGGUCUUCUAAAGACCGCUCUAGGGCCACCACCUGGUUCAUCAACGACCUUGUCCCCUGUCCAGGAUAUCACUUUUCGGCAUGAAUCUGUGAAGUGCUUGGUUAGCAUUGUCAAGGUAAUGGGAACAUGGAUGGACCAACAAUUGAGCAUGGGAGAAUCACUUCUGCCUAAGAGUGCUGAAAAUGAAGCAUCAGCAGACAGCCAUUCAAAUGCAAAUGGAGAUGAAGGAGCUACAGUGGAUCAUGACUUUCACCCAGACUUGAUGUCAGAGUCAUCAGAUGCAUCAACCCUCGAGCAAAGAAGGGCAUACAAGAUUGAACUUCAGAAAGGCAUCUCUCUAUUCAAUAGAAAGCCUGCGAAGGGUAUUGAGUUUCUAAUAAGCUCUAAAAAAGUCGGCAGCUCCCCGGGGGAGAUAGCAUUCUUCCUGAGAAAUACAGCAGGCUUGAAUGCAACCAUGAUUGGUGAUUAUUUGGGUGAAAGAGAGGAGCUUCCAAUGAAAGUUAUGCAUGCCUAUGUGGACUCAUUUGAUUUCAAGGGCAUGGGUUUUGGUGAAGCAAUUAGGUUUUUCCUAAGGGGCUUCAGGCUUCCCGGGGAAGCACAGAAAAUCGACCGCAUAAUGGAAAAGUUUGCUGAACGCUUUUGCAAAUGCGAUCCAAAUUCAUUUAGCAGUGCUGAUACAGCAUAUGUUCUUGCCUACUCUGUGAUAAUGCUGAACACUGAUGCCCACAAUAGUAUGGUAAAAGAGAAGAUGACCAAAGCUGAUUUUAUCAGAAAUAACCGAGGAAUUGACGACGGCAAGGAUCUGCCUGUAGAAUAUCUGGGUGUCCUUUAUGAUCACAUUGUCAAAAACGAAAUUAAGAUGAGCUCUGAUUCUAUUGCUCCUCAAAGCAGGCAAGCCAAUAGCCUGAAUAAACUACUAGGUCUGGAUGGUAUACUCAAUCUGGUUUCUUGGAAACAGACAGAAGAAAAAGCAGUAGGUGCUAAUGGUCUUCUUAUAAAGCAUAUCCAGGAACAGUUCACGUCCAAGUCAGGAAAAUCAGAGUCAGCUUACCAUGCUGUGACUGAUGUUGCGAUAUUGCGUUUUAUGGUUGAAGCUUCCUGGGGACCAAUGUUAGCUGCAUUUAGCGUCACACUUGAUCAGAGUGAUGACAGGCUUGCCACUGCUGAAUGCCUUCGGGGCUUCCGCUAUGCUGUGCAUGUUACUGCAGUCAUGGGUAUGCAAACCCAACGAGAUGCAUUUGUCACUUCUAUGGCCAAGUUUACAAAUCUCCACUGUGCAGCAGAUAUGAAGCAAAAGAAUGUGGAUGCUGUAAAAGCUAUUAUCGCUAUUGCCAUUGAAGAUGGUAAUCACUUACAAGAUGCUUGGGAGCAUAUUCUGACUUGCCUUUCAAGAAUCGAGCAUCUCCAAUUAUUGGGCGAGGGUGCUCCGAGUGAUGCAACUUAUUUAGCCACAUCCAAUGCUGAAUCGGAGGAGAAGAAGGCUUUGGGUUUUCCAAACUUAAAGAAAAAAGGUGCCCUCCAGAAUCCAGUUGUGAUGGCUGUUGUCCGAGGGGGUUCGUACGACAGCAGUACAAUUGGACCAAAUGCGCUGGCACUUGUGACUCAGGAACAAAUCACUAACUUUAUUGCAAACUUGAAUUUACUUGACCAGAUUGGAAGCUUUCAGUUGAACCAUGUCUAUGCUCAUAGCCAGAGGUUGAACAGUGAAGCUAUAGUAGCAUUCGUGAAAGCAUUAUGCAAAGUCUCAAUGUCAGAAUUGCAGUCUCCUACAGAUCCUCGAGUAUUUAGCCUCACAAAAUUAGUUGAGAUUGCUCACUACAAUAUGAACCGCAUCAGGCUAGUCUGGUCAAGGAUGUGGAGUAUCCUGUCAGAUUUUUUUGUAUCAGUUGGCUUGUCAGAGAAUCUGUCAGUUGCAAUAUUCGUCAUGGACUCACUGCGACAACUUUCUAUGAAGUUUUUAGAGCGUGAGGAGCUGGCAAAUUAUAACUUCCAGAAUGAAUUCCUCCGCCCAUUUGUCAUUGUUAUACAGAAAAGCAGUUCUGCAGAAAUUAGGGAAUUAAUAGUUCGGUGCAUUUCUCAAAUGGUACUUAGCCGUGUCAGUAAUGUGAAAUCAGGGUGGAAAAGUGUUUUCAAGGUUUUCACUACUGCUGCAGCUGAUGAGAGGAAGAAUAUCGUUCUGUUGGCCUUUGAGACUAUGGAAAAAAUCGUUCGAGAAUAUUUUUCUUAUAUCACUGAGACAGAGACAACAACUUUUACCCACUGUGUUAAAUGCCUUAUAACUUUCACAAAUAGCAGGUUUACCAGCGAUGUUAGCUUAAAUGCAAUAGCAUUUCUACGGUUUUGUGCUCUAAAACUUGCAGACGGGGGACUUAUUUGGAAUGAGAAAAGCAGGUUGAGUGGUUCCAGCACUCCUGUGACAGACGACAGUAUCAAGAGUUUUACAGAUGCAGAUGAGAACAUAUCGUAUUGGGUUCCGUUACUCACAGGAUUAUCUAAAGUAACAUCUGAUCCAAGAUCGACAAUUCGAAAGAGUUCCUUGGAAGUUCUCUUUGACAUUCUAAAGGAUCAUGGUCAUCUUUUCUCUCGCACGUUCUGGAUUGGUGUUUUCAGUUCCGUUAUUUAUCCAAUAUUUAAUAGUACAUGGGGCAAGAACGACAUGCUUUCUAAAGAUGAACACGAUUCGCUCUCAGCUUUAUCUCCCCAUUCUGAAGGAGUUCCAUGGGAUGCUGAGACUUCGGCUCUGGCAGCACAAUCUCUAGUGGACAUAUUCGUCAGAUUUUUUAACGUGAUAAGGUCUCAGCUGUCAAGUGUGGUAUCAUUACUUGCAGGAUUUAUAAGAAAUCCAGUCCAAGGUCCUACAGUAGCUGGUGUUGCAGCAUUGCUGCGGUUGGCAGAUGAAUUGGGUGGCAGUUUCUCGGAAGAUGAGUGGAGGGAGAUUUUUAUGGCUCUGAAAGAAGCUGCUUCAUUGACAUUGUCGAGUUUCAUGAAGAUACUGAGAACCAUAGAUGACAUUCCAGACGAGGAUGUGUUGUCUGAUCAGGACAUUAGCAAUGACGAUGACCUGGACGAGGAUGACCUUCAAACUAUGUCUUAUGUUGUUUCGAGAACAAAGGGUCACAUUGCCGUCCAGUUGCAAGUUGUUCAGGUUGUGACUGAUCUCUACAGAAUCCAUCAGGAAUCAUUGACGGCAUCUCACAUAAGAGUGCUACUCGAAAUACUGUCAUCAAGUGCAUCACAUGCAGGGGAGCUGAACUCUGAUAUCGUACUGCAGAAGAAAGUGAGGAGGGCAUGCUCUAUCCUUGAGCUCUCUGAACCGCCCAUGCUUCAUUUUGAAAAUGACUCGUACCAGAACUACCUGGACGUUCUUCGGGAUUUGCUGACAUGCAAUCCACAGUUGUCCGAUGAGCUGAAUGUAGAAUCCCAACUCGUGGAAGUGUGCAUGAAAAUACUAGAAAUCUACCUGAGGUGCACAAUGUCUCUGGCCAUAGAGUGUGAAAAAACGAAGCGAACCACAAACUGCAUUCUACCGAUGGGGGCAGCAUCAAAAGAAGAAGCGGCGGCCAGAUCGCCCUUAGUCGUGUCGGCCUUGAAGGUAAUGAGCGGACUGAAAAGGGAAAGCUUGAAGAGGCAGGCAGCGAGUUUGUUCCCGUUGCUGGUGGAUCUGGUGAGGAGUGAGCAUAGCUCGGGACAAGUUCCGGAAGUUCUACGCACCAUGUUCCGUGUGUGUAUAGGUCCGAUAAUUGGUGAAUAGAGAAUUGAAUAGGAUGGUUAUCGUCCAUUUUGACCUCUGGUGAGCCCUUGGAAGAAGAGAACUAUGUUUGUUUAUUCUGUUCUUUUGAACAAGUGAGACGGUGAGGCUCUUUCUGGGUUUUACUGUUGUUUGUGGUCUUGGAAUGUACUUGCGCAUUGGUCAUACUGCUAAUACAAAACCGAUACGAGAUAGUGAAAUAGUGAUGAUGAUUGUAUUAUU